Patella vulgata (common limpet) is the source of this 4145-nucleotide messenger RNA. Its product is annotated as sodium/calcium exchanger 3. The record is from RefSeq and is a predicted model, not a curated record. The coding region runs from base 195 to 2792 and encodes 865 amino acids. Lineage: Eukaryota; Metazoa; Mollusca; Gastropoda; Patellidae. The transcript is spliced from 13 exons. Gene Ontology annotation, cellular component: membrane. Gene Ontology annotation, molecular function: calcium:sodium antiporter activity. Gene Ontology annotation, biological process: cell communication; transmembrane transport; calcium ion transport.
CAAGUAUCCGUGACGUUGUAUGGGCGUUUUACAUGUUUUCCCUUUUACCUACACAUUUUAUUAUUUCUUGUUAAAGUUACUGGUUUAGCGUAGAUAGUUUAAUUAAUAUCUGUGAAGACAACAUUAAUUUCGAAUUGGAUUGGGCCGCAUUUUAGUCUCCGCUCAAAGACGAGCGUGAAGUCUAAAUUACCAAAAUGAACAACUCAAGCAUACCCAACGACUACAGGGCAUUUGAUCCCUUUAAUUACACCUGUAGUGAAGCGUUGUUAUUACCUAUAAUCAGUGAAGCUACAUGGAAUCCUGGUGUUCGGGCCUUCUUGUAUAUUUUAGCCCUAUUAUGGUGCUUCUUAGCCGUAGCUAUUAUAGCUGACGUUUUUAUGUGCUCAAUCGAAAAGAUUACAAGUAAAACCAGAAAGAUUCGCGUUGCCGACUCGUCCGUACCAGAAGGCUACAAAGAACUAGAGGUUAAAGUGUGGAAUGAUACUGUUGCUAAUCUCAGUUUAUUAGCCUUAGGUACCAGUGCUCCAGAGAUCUUACUGUCUGUUAUAGAAAUUGUUGGGAAUAAUUUUAAAGCAGGAGAUCUUGGUCCUGGUACCAUUGUUGGUUCUGCCGCGUUUAACUUAUUGGUUAUAUCCGCUAUUUGUAUCAUGUCUAUACCUGGUGGCGAUGUACGACGUAUAAAUAAUAUGAAAGUGUUUGCUGUUACAGCAUUCUCUUGUAUAUUUGCUUACGUUUGGCUGAUUAUUACCUUGGUUGCCAUAUCUCCAGGAAAAAUUGAAAUUUGGGAAGCUUUCUUGACCCUCCUUUUCUUCCCGCUGCUGAUCAUAAUUGCCUUUAUAGCGGAGAAAGAUUUUUGUAUGAAAAAGAAACCACCACGAAAUGACUCAGGAUUUGUCGGUAUCUCACUAAAAAAAGUAAGCAAAAAUGACGCUUCUGGAAAAACCACGAACCCAAAUGAAGUACAAGUGUCGGUUACAAAUUCAUCACAAAAUAUCGCUGGCUACAAGUCCCCUCGCCACGACCUACAAGAAGGUAAUCCAGAAGAACAAGAAGCUUUAGAUCAAUCCUAUUCUGGACGGGCUUCCAUUUAUAGAAUUGCCAAGGAUCUUGCCAUGGUUGAAGACUUACCCGAAGAUGAAGCAGCUAAGAUUGCUGCAAAGAAGAUAGUUGAACAUCAACACCACGAUCGUGGUUGGUACAGAAUUAAUGCUAUCAGAAAUAUGUCUGGUGGUAAGAAACUCAUACCCAAAGUACUUAAUACAUUCGAUGAUUUGUAUAAUCGAGUACAACUACCAGAAGAAGAAAGGGAUGAAGCUACUGUUACAAAACGUUUUGAUCACAGUGAAGGUGGUACUAAACCUGUUAUUGAAUUUACUGCAUCAGCUGUUGCUGUUCUGGAAAACGAGGGCAAAGUUCGUAUUGGUAUCAGGCGAUCUGGUAAAAUUGAUGUGCCCAUCUCUGUAAGAGUUGAGACCAUUAAUGGAACCGCUCUGGAAGGAAGUGAUUACAAGGCGUUUGAUGAAGUUGUUUCAUUUGCUGCUAAUGAACUAUUGAGACAAGUAUAUAUCGAGAUUGUCGAUGACUUUGAGUGGGAGCCCGAUGAGUUUUUCUUUGUCAAGCUUGCUCCCGUCCCUUCAAGAGACCAAGAAUUCGCUUUAGGAAACCUAGCUAUUUGUCAAGUCACCAUUAUUAACGACGAUGAACCAGGAACGUUAGAUUUUGCCAAACCCAGUAUUAUUGCCAAGGAAAGUUCACGUCGUAUUAGAAUCCCGGUACAACGAUUGUCUGGGGCUGAUGGCCACGUGUCUGUCACGUGGAGAACUAAGGAUAUGACGGCGUUUGACGGCAAAGAUUUUGAAGGUGGUGAAGGCGAACUGAAAUUUGAUAAUGGAGAAACCAGUAAAUCAAUUGAUCUUGUCCUGUUCCCAAGUAAUAAACCAGAAAGAGAUGAUAGUUUCCAGGUUGAGUUACUAGAGACUACUGGUGGUGCUAAGUUAGGAAGAUUAACUAAAACAGUAGUAACUAUAGUUAAUGAUGAAGAAUUUAAUGGAUUGGUCAGUAGGAUUGUCAACAUGACGUUCGGUAAUUUGGAUGGUCUGGCAUUAGAAGACUCUACCUAUAUUAGCCAGUUUAAGAAUGCCAUGAACGUUAAUGGCGGUGACAUUGAAGGGGCAACUUUUGUAGAUUACAUAUUGCACUUUUUAACAUUUGUUUGGAAGAUCAUAUUUGCCUUCAUACCACCAGUACACAUUCUAGGCGGUUGGCCAACGUUUGUAAUAUCUCUUGGAAUGAUUGGUUUCUUAACGGCUCUCAUUGGUGAUUUGGCCAGUUUAUUUGGUUGUUUGAUUGGUCUAGAGGAUAGUAUUACCGCCAUUACUUUGGUUGCCUUGGGAACUAGUAUGCCUGACACAUUUGCUAGUAAAACUGCCGCCAUUAUGGAAAGAUACGCCGACAGCUCGGUUGGAAAUGUAACCGGAAGUAACUCUGUCAAUGUGUUUCUAGGAUUAGGCAUACCGUGGGUCAUUGCUAGUAUAUAUUGGCACACAAAAGGUUUACCAUUCGAGGUUCCGGUUGGAUCUUUGGUAUUUAGUGUGAUUCUCUAUACCAUUGCUGCUGUCAUAGCUCUAAGUAUAUUGGUUAUAAGACGUAAUGUUAAAUGUUUGGGAAAUGCCGAACUUGGUGGACCUACAGUUGGAAAGAUCGUGUGUGGUAUUAUAUUCAUUACACUAUGGGUCUUAUAUGUUUUAUUUUCAGCUCUACAAGCCAAGAAAGUUAUCAAUGUCCAAAUUUAAGUUCAUGGCAAUUUAUCGACUGUAAUAAUUCUCAUGCUCACUGCAGUAAAUAUUUUAAGUUGUACAUAUAAUAAUAUUUAAGUGUAUAGUCGCCUUUGCUUGAAACGUGCCUAAGUUCAUUAAAUUUGCUCUUUUAAAGAUGUGUGUGAAAAACAUAUGUGAACAACGUACCAUAUAUUAUGUUUAAAUAGGUACACCGCUGCCCAUAGCAAAGCUUUGUAUUCGUUCGACCAGCUGAAUAGAACCAGUAUAUUUAACGCUGCACAUUUAACGCACGUUUAAAAUGAUCCGGAUUUCAACAAAAGACAUUUCAUAACGUCAUAUCCAACGCACCGUAAUUCAAUAGUUGAAAACCUUAAAUGUUUCUAUUUACAAUGCAUAAUGUAUUAAUAUUAUGUAACUGUGCAAAUUUCAACAUUACCUAUUAUACAUGGCAUGUUUCUAUUCAUUUAUAUUAUAUGCUCAACGAUAGUAUAUACUAACUAUUCAUGACGGUGAGCAAAUGACAAAGAAAUGGCGAAUCACAGGGUUAAAGGUCAUGGUAUGUUGCAGUGUUUAUAUUAACUGUAUAUUGUUUUCAUCUUUUGUACUCUACUGAUUAUAUUUUUGCUAUCUUUUUAAAUUCAAUUUUAUAUUAUUAUUAUUUUCUUUAACUUUUUAAACUAUUGUGCUGCUGUUAAUAUUCAUGUACAGUUAUCAGAUGGUGUCUGAAAUACAUGCAGCUCAAGCAAAGUAUAAUCUUUUAAAUUUUGUAUUCAUUACUGUUAGUGUCAGCUUUCAUGGAUUUGUGUGAUCUUUUUUUAAACAUAAAAACUAUUGUACGAAAGUUACAUAAUUUUAAAUAUUUAUAGGGUUUUUAUCUUCAAAUGAAAUCACUGUAGGGUGCCUUUAAACGUAGAAUGCAAAUACAUCCAAAUGCCUCACACACAGUCGUUAUGAACUGAUGCACGGAAGGGGAUGUAAUUUAAAAACUGGAUGAUCAUCGCUCAGACAAUAAUUGUAUACCUAGAUUUACAUCCUGUGGUUAUGUUUAUCGAUGGGUAUAUAUGGUUAUGUCAACAGGGACCCAUGCUAAUCUAUAUAACAUUUACAUUAAUUCUUGUAAGUGGUUGUGUAGGUAAGGGCCCCAGUGCAUUGCUUAAUAAGGCCAUGUAUAUCAAUAUUUUGAAAUGUUAGACAUGGCUAUUACAACUGGUGAAUACAUGGCUUAUUAAUAUUAUGUAUCAUGAUAUUAUAAGUUUCAUGUCAGGUCUUUAGUGCUCAUUGUCAAAUAGUCGUAUUUUAGAAGAUAUUUGUAGUUUAUUGUACAUUGAUAUUAACUUAAUUUCAUUAAAAAUAAAACAUUUAAGAAUU